CAGAGCCUGCCUCGCUCACAUCCAUGGCGACGUCUUCAAGCUCCACCUCCUUCCCCUCGUCACCAUUUGCACACAGCGUCACCGAGAAGCUCACGAGAGGGAACGAGGCGCUAUGGCGCGCAACCGUGCUCUCGGCGAUCAGGGGGCGCAAAUGCAAGGCUACUCGACAUCGACCAGGUAGUGCCCCCUCUUAACGUUGAAGUCACCUCCGACGAUGGCAAGACCAAGUCGAAGGCACCCAACCUGGAGUUCUCCGCGUGGUACGCGAAGGAUCAACAGGUGUUCUCCUACCUGUUGUCCUCCCUGCCGCGCGAGAUGGCCAUCCAAGUAGCAACCUGCCACACCGCCGCCGAGCUCUGGAACACGGUGCAGGGGAUGCUAGCCUCACACACCCGCGCCCGCACCGUCAACGUCAGAAUUGCACUGGCGAAUCUUCAGGAGGGCAACUCCAACAUCACUGAAUAUGUUGGUAAGAUUAGAUUUUUAUGUGAUGAACUUGUUGCUUCAGGAAAGAAAGUAGAUGAGGAGGAUGUUGUGUCUCAUAUCCUUGUUGGACUCGAUGAGGAGUUCGACCCCGUGGUUUCUGCCAUGUGCUCUCGAGUUGAGCCGGUGACCGUCCCCGAGCUGUACUCGCAGCUUUUGAGCUUCGAGACACGUAUGAAUCUGCGCGGCGGGUCCUCCCAGUCCUCUGCAAACGCGGCCUCCCGCGGACGCUCCAACAAGCAGAACAACAGCAACGGCGGCGGCGGUGGUGACCGCAGCCGCAACUUCCCCAGGCAAGGCGGUGGCGGCGGCGGUGGUGACCGCGGCUGCGGCAACUUCAACAAGCAGCCGAACCGCGGCAACAUGGGGGGCAACAACGGUGGUGGCGGCGGGAACUACAACAACAAUCCCGCUGCCAAGGUUGCUUGUCAGAUCUGCGGCAAGCUCUCGGGCAUCCAACAUGGAAGUGCUGGAAGCGCUACGACUCCUCCUAUCAAGGAGGGGAAGAGCGCUCGGUGAACGUGGCGGCGGCUCCCCAAUACGACGUGGACACGAACUGGUAUAUGGACAACGGAGCCACUGACCAUAUCACCAGCGACUUGGAGAAGCUGACCGUCCGGGAGAGGUACACCGGCGGCGAACAAAUCCACACCGCAAAUGGAUCAGGAUCUGGAAACGAGGAGGGUCCUUCUUCGAGGCAGGGGUAGAGGAGGUCUCUAUCCUGUCAAACACACCAGAGGAAACGUCAGGAAGCAAGUGCUAAGUGUCACUAGACCAUCUUUGGACGGGUGGCACCGACGUUUUGGUCACCCAUCUUCCAUUGUUGUUAGGAAUAUUCUUAGUGAAAAUAAACUCCCGUGUGAUAGUAAUAAUGAGAAUAAUCUUGUUUGUGACGCAUGCCAAAAAGGCAAAAGUCACCAGUUGCCUUAUCCAAAAUCUUUUAGUGAAUCAAAGUUUCCUUUGGAACUCAUUUUCUCUGAUGUAUGGGGUCCUGUCAUUGAAACCGUAGGAAGAAAAAAAAUAUUACGUGAGUUUCAUUGAUGAU
This is a messenger RNA of Triticum aestivum (bread wheat), 1528 nucleotides long. Lineage: Eukaryota; Viridiplantae; Streptophyta; Magnoliopsida; Poales; Poaceae. The record is from RefSeq and is a predicted model, not a curated record.